Gambusia affinis (western mosquitofish) is the source of this 1886-nucleotide messenger RNA. RefSeq names its product legumain (gene lgmn). Lineage: Eukaryota; Metazoa; Chordata; Actinopteri; Cyprinodontiformes; Poeciliidae. The record is from RefSeq and is a predicted model, not a curated record. Gene Ontology annotation, biological process: vacuolar protein processing. The coding region runs from base 147 to 1460 and encodes 437 amino acids. The transcript has 14 exons. Gene Ontology annotation, molecular function: cysteine-type endopeptidase activity.
GCGCUCUGAUUGGCUGAUGCGUUUUUCCCGACGUCGCUUAUAAACCUGCCUUGCCAGGCGUUUCGGGAUGUACGUCCAGCUGACGCGCCUCUUCGGAACCGUCUGAACCAAGGCAUUAAAGGGCUGCUGAAUUAGGCGAGAGAAUCAUGCGUCAGUCCGUGCUGCUCGCGCUGCUCGGCCUCAGCGCCGCGCUGGUUCUCGGGUAUCCCGCUCCGGAGGAGCCGGACUCUGGGAAGCACUGGGUGGUUAUCGUGGCCGGCUCCAACGGCUGGUACAACUACAGGCACCAGGCCGACGCCUGCCAUGCCUACCAGAUUGUCCACAAGAAUGGCAUCCCGGACGAGCAGAUUGUGGUCAUGAUGUACGAUGACUUGGCACAAAAUGAAGCAAACCCCACCCCUGGAAUAUUGAUCAACAAGCCCAACGGCCCCGAUGUGUACAAAGGAGUUCCUAAAGACUACGUCGGGGAAGAUGUGACCCCAGAAAACUUCUUGGCCGUUCUGAAGGGAGACUCCUCGGCAGUCAAAGGUGGUUCUGGAAAGGUGUUGAAGAGCGGCCCCAAGGAUCAUGUGUUUGUGUACUUCACUGACCACGGGGCACCUGGAAUUCUGGCUUUCCCCAGUGAUGAUCUCCACGUUGAAGAUCUCCAAAACGCCAUUCAGUACAUGCAUCAGAACAAGAUGUACAAAAGGAUGGUGUUUUAUAUCGAAGCGUGCGAGUCCGGGUCCAUGAUGAAGACACUGCCUGAUAACAUUGACGUGUACGCCACCACUGCAGCCAACGAUCACGAGUCUUCAUACGCCUGUUACUUAGACGAGAGCAGGGACACCUACCUGGGCGACUGGUACAGCGUUAACUGGAUGGAGGACUCUGAUGCGGAGGACCUGACUAAGGAAACUUUAAUGAAGCAGUUCAAAAUUGUGAGGAGCGAAACCAACACCAGCCACGUCCAGCAGUACGGCAACAAGACUUUGGCCCACAUGAAGGUUAUCCAGUUUCAGGGCAACCCAAAAACAUACAGGCCACCUGGUCCUCAGUUGUCCAACCCACCAAUCACAGCGAAGGACCUGAUCCCGAGCCCCGACGUCCCGCUGGCCAUCCUGAAGAGGAAGCUCAUGUCCUCCAAUGACAUCAGAGCGGCGCGGGUCCUGCUGGCGGAGAUCAGCUCCCACCUCAAGGUCAAGGAGACUUUGGCUGAGACCAUGCGCCACAUCGUGGAGAAGGUGACCGGCAGCAUGCUGGAGACGGAGGAGGUUCUGAACGAGAGAGCCGAACUCUCCCAGUAUGGCUGCUACAAGGCUGCUGUCAACCACUACAAACGCAGCUGCUUCAACUGGCACAAGCCUGAGUUUGAAUAUGCGCUCAGGCAUCUGUACGCUCUGGUGAACCUGUGUGAAAGGGGAUACCCUGCUGAGAGCGUCCUCAUGGCCAUGGACUCUGUGUGUCCCUUCAGCAAGUAAAAACCACUAAAACCAUUUUUGGCCUCAAACUGAGCAACUUCUCGACGGAGCUCAGAAACUUCAUUUUGCACUGCUGAGGAAUCAAUCUGAUGUGGAGUUGGCGUUAUUGUUUCAUGAACACACUAUAGUACAUUUUUACCAAGCUGUUUGAUUUUACCUAGAAUUUUUACACUUUAUGAUGACGUUGCGCUAUUACUGUGAAGUUUGUCGAUGAUGGAUUACUGCUUCUGCCUGUUGAUUUUUUAAAAGAAUAUAGGACAAUUAUAACACUGGGAUUCCUCUGAGCUUUAUCUGUUGGAUCAAGUGUCUUACUUUGAUGUUUGAUUGAGAUGUAAAGGUUGAACUGUAAGCCAUGAAAGCUGGUGGAGUCUCAAGAUACUUUAUUGUAAUUCAGAGCUUUUGAAAUUAAAAAGUGACAAACCAAAA